Talaromyces proteolyticus is the source of this 969-nucleotide messenger RNA. RefSeq lists its product as uncharacterized. The coding region runs from base 1 to 969 and encodes 322 amino acids. The record is from RefSeq and is a predicted model, not a curated record. The transcript has a single exon. NCBI's taxonomy places the organism in Eukaryota, Fungi, Ascomycota, Eurotiomycetes, Eurotiales, Trichocomaceae.
AUGGAGCAAACUACGGCAACUGAAAUCGCAACCUUCCCCCCUCGUUAUCUCCUCGAAAAUAUUGUCGUUCGCCACGAUGGUUCAAUCAUCAUUACAGCCUAUAAUCAAAGGGAGCUUUACUAUUUGCCCAAUCCAGGUCAGAGUGAAGUAAAGCCUCGGUUAAUGUACACGUUCAAAGACUAUCCCACCGGAAUUGUUGAAGCAACCCCUGAUGUUUUCUAUAUUUCCACGGUUUCAAUCAUGCGUGGAAAGUUGGAAGGCAAUCCAGCACGUCUCUACAAGCUAGACAUGCGCAAUUUCACCGGUGAUCUUCCAGAACCAGUGCUUGCACUUACAUUCCCUCCCGAAGCCCUUGGGUUGAAUGGUUCUUGUGCCUUGUCUCCAUCUGUCCUCUUACUCGCCGACUCCUGGGCUGGUCUUAUAUGGCGUGUGGAUGUUCCAGAAAUCGAUUCUACGCCUCCUUCCGUCCAGGUGUGGUAUAAACAUGACAUGAUGGGCCGUGGUAAAAACCCCAGGACGAUCGAUGUUCCCGGCAUAAACGGGGUCAAGUACCAUUCCCGCCUCUACCAAGUAUACUUUACCAACACAGCGCAAACUAUCUUCGGGCGAGUUCAAGUUGACCCAGCUACUUUGGGGCCACUUGGUGAUCCCGUCGAGGUUACUGACCGCUGGAUGUGGGCGGAUGACUUUAUCAUUGACGAGAGGGCCAAUGUCGCGUACGUCACCACUCACCGACAGAAUAGUAUCGAGAAGAUCCAUCUCAAGACUGGAGUGAGACAGAAUUGCAUUGGGAAUCCGCUCACUCUAAAGUUGUUGGGUCCUACAGCCGGUGCGUGGAGUCACCAGUCCAAGGAUUAUGGCCGUGUGGCAUAUUUUCUGACUGAUGGCGGACAUAUGAAUCCGUAUGAGGGAGUCUUUAGGGAUGCAAAGGUUUUGCGGGUUGAAUUUCCUUCUGAAAUCGCUGCUUAG